Molecule: messenger RNA, 1628 nt
Organism: Tyto alba (common barn owl)
Lineage: Eukaryota; Metazoa; Chordata; Aves; Strigiformes; Tytonidae
Gene: HHLA2
Product: HERV-H LTR-associating 2
Exons: 7
Coding region: 223-1353 (376 amino acids)
Biological process (GO): cellular response to lipopolysaccharide; immune response; cell surface receptor signaling pathway
Cellular component (GO): external side of plasma membrane
Source: RefSeq, a predicted model, not a curated record
AAGAGGCAAAGUCCCACAGCUGCAGGAGAGCUGUGUACUCAUAUAUAUAUAUAUGUGUGUGUGUGUGUGUAUAUAUAUAUAUAUAUAUAUAUAAACCCUGCCUGAAAGAAACGCCUGAAACAACAGGACUCUGAAAUUUUGGCUACUUGUGAAAUCAGAAGAGGUUUUCUCCCCUCCUCUUAUGCUGUCACUUGGAUGUGAGUACUGUGAGCCAAAGAAGACAUGAAAGGACAGAAAAUACCAUCUCUUCUCAUCUACUUAUUUGACAUAGGUGCUAUACUUUGGGGUUUUACAGAACAGGAAACAGUAACUGGGCUGUUUUCCAAGGAUUGCAUCCUCCCUUGUCCUUUCCCACCUGGGGAUGAAGAAGUAAUUUACUGGAAUAAAGGGGGCAGAGAAGUGCACACCUACUACUACCAAAGGGAUCAGCUGAAAAGUCAAGACCCAGAUUACAGACACAGAACACACCUUUUCCAUGAGAACAUUCCUAGUGGAAACGCCUCCUUGAAACUUAGUAACCUGACCUUGACUGAUGAGGGCCUUUAUAGUUGCUAUGUGGGAACACAGCAAGGUAGAACAGAAGUGGAAGUCAAGCUGCACAUAAGAGUUUCCUCUUAUUAUGCACUGGAAUACCAAAAGACAGACACAGAAAGGAUACUGAAGUGCUAUGCCUUUCUCACUUAUCCAGCACCACGUAUAUCUUGGGUACAAGGCAAUACAUCCAUACAGGAAACAAAUCGGGAGGAAACAAGGGAUGGAGUUCUCUAUUCUCUUAGAAGUAACCAGAACAUUGUAAACACAGCUGAUCCUUACUACUGUUAUAUUCAUCUCCCUCAUGAAGAGUGGUCUGCUGAAUGGAAGAUGCGAGACCAACUGUCUAACUUCGAAGGAAGUAGCACUACAAUUCCCUGUGAAUUCAACAAUGUCACUGCAAACACUGAAGGUUUCAGUGUUGUCUGGACAUUAAACAGAAAUGCAGCGAUUUCAGUCCUGGCUUCCUUCAAUGGUACAUCUCACUCUUACCAGCCUCGAGUCCAGAUUAACCAAAAUGACUUUUCACUUAUGUUGCACGAUCUUACUGCAAGUGACAGCGGAGAAUAUAUGUGUAAUAUUUCAACACAUCACUACACAAAACUUACUGUGAGAACUUUGCAAGUUGAUAAUUCAGGUAACACCAGGAUAAUUAUGCCAGUGAUCGGUGGCAGUAUUGUUGCAGUGAUCGUCGCAGUGAUUGUGGCAGCAAUGUUCUGUUCACGGUACAAGGACCUGUUGAGACCUUUAACAUACCAUAAUCAGAGGAAGUGGAACAGUUUACAGGUUAAUUCAGCUUUGAUUACAUUGAUGGAGGACUAGAUGGAAGAAACGGGAAUGUUUCUGCACUGUUCAUGUUUAUUUUACUCAGCUAAUGUUAAAAUGGAAAAUACUGGCUUAUCUCUAUAGUGUACUGGCUUAUCUUUUUAGUGAGUGUGUUUUGUUCUGUUCCCACUAGAGGAUUAAUUUUGAACAUCAGUAGUUCUUACAGACAUUUUUGUUUUGACUAGGAAUGCAACAGAGGAGGAACAGGGACCCAUUGCCACAAAAAUCAGACUCUAGAGGAAGAACAACAUCACUUUAAUUCAGACACUACC